This is a messenger RNA of Cylicostephanus goldi, 579 nucleotides long. Lineage: Eukaryota; Metazoa; Nematoda; Chromadorea; Rhabditida; Strongylidae. The record is from the annotation of a GenBank genome assembly.
AUGUGGAACCGUAGUUCCAUUUUGUUAUUAGUGAUACUAUUAGCAAAUCCGGUGCUACCAAGACGAGCGUCGGCCGGUGGUGGCUUCCAACCUUCCAGAGGAAGUAGCGCAGCUAGGGGAGCUAUAGGGCAACCAGGUGGUGGUUACCAACCAGGUGGAUUUCAGCCAGGAGGUGUCCGUCCACCAACAAAUCAGGGUGGUUUUGGAGGAGGUGGUGUACGUCCGGGUGGCUUUCCAAAUCAAGGCGGAUUCCACCCACAGGGUGGAUUUAGCGGAGGUUUCCGUCCCGGAACCGGACCCGGAUCGGCUGCAAGCAGUGGAACAUUCAAGAAAGCCCUCAUUGGUGGUGCUUUGGGAGCUGUCGGAGGUCUUGUUGCCUUUGAAGCUGGUAAAGCUAUCAUCCACUCCAAUUCGCCGAUGGUACACGUCCUAAAACGAUCACAUGGACUUGCAAACGGAAUGCUGAAGUGUGCUGUGGAACCGAUUGUUGCCCAGCACCAGUGCAGACCAAUAUGGGUGGUCCUAACCAUGCUGGUAGCACUGGUAGCAACAUCGCUGGCGUGGUCAUUGGGUAAGUAG